CAUGGCAAUGUAAUAUGUGUCCCAUCAGAAGUGCAGGAAACUGUCAAUGCCUUGCCCAGACUUAGAAGUGAAUCUCAAGUCUUGAGAGUGAAGCUAAAGAGACGUUUGUGUUAUAAAGGUCAUCAGCUAUUCCAAACUGUAACCUGGACUAAACUAGUGAGGGCUUUGCUUAAGCUUCAAGAGGUCCAUCCACAGUACAACGACAUAACCAUCAGAGAUGAGGCUGAAUUAUGCGAUCCAACUCUAGAUGAGGACGAAGAGACUGAAAACAUAGAUGACAGAUUUUAAUGCUGAAGAUAUGAUGGAAAUCGACAGCUUUGAGAACGUUGCACUUUGCGAGGCAGAACCUGAAAACAAUGAACUGAUUGAUUCAAUUUAAUUAAGUCAGCAGUCAAACAGCAAUCAACAGGAGGGUGAUGAACCUAAUGGCGGCAUUGCUCUCGAGUCAUGUCUGCAGCCAACUGACAUUUCAGAGGAAAUUUUGAGCUUUAGUGAAGGGAUAUAUUCGGUUGCGCCCGCUGAAGGAAACAAACCAGUAAGCUUUUUCAAAACUCCUAACCUUGAGGCGAUGGCUUUCCCCGUUCAGUUUCCGACAAGCAAAAACACAAUCGAUGAAGAGCGUCCAAAGAAAUUAACUCCCUGCAGUUAUUUCAAAAGUAGACUGUGCUGCAUCGACGACCGUUUUGCAAGAGAUACAAACUAUUUGUUCUUUGCGCAGUUUGUACAAGAAAUAUAUCAGGCCACUUCCAGCAUGUCAAUACAAUUGCGCAAAGGAAAACCGUAUACCCGCGACGGUCGCAAAAUAAACAAUGCAAUGUUGCAAGACAAACACGAGGUUGAAAAACUGGUACGUAAGAAAGACGCAAUUCGAUUCAUGAAAGUUUUGCGAGGUAGCCCCGCCUACUGGCAACAAACUACCAAAGACUUGUUUGCGAUGAUAAGGCAAUGUGGAACGCCGACUUUCUUUUGUACAUUUUCUGCAGCCGAAAUGCGCUGGAAAGAAAUAAUUACCGCUAUUAAAACUCAACAAGGCGAACAAGUGAAUUUCGAUGAGCUCGACUGGUCGUCCAAAUGCGAUAAUUUGCGAAGUAAUCCUGUGACAACGAUGCACAUGUUUGACAAACGCGUUGAAGCGCUGUUCAGAGAUUUGAUCAUGUCACCUGCACAACCCAUUGGCAAAGUCGUUGAUUACUUUUACCGUUGAGAAUUUCAGCACAGAGGUUCCCCUCACAUACAUUGUCUCAUUUGGAUAGAAGGAGCGCCAGUGUUUGAGGAAGACUCGGAUAAGACGGUUUGCGAUUUCAUUUCCAAAUACAUCACCGCCGAGAUGCCUGAUCCAAACACGCAACCUGAACUUCACAAAAAAGUUAGCGGGGUUCAAAUGCACAGCAAGAAACACUCAAACACGUGUAUUAAAUAUCUCGGUGCCAACUGCCGUUUUGGAUUUCCGAAAUUACCUUCCCCCGAGACGACGAUAGUAAGAUCUGAAGAAUGUGACGGUGAAGAUGAAAGAACGUCGGUGGCGAUAAGAAAGCUCACAGCACUAAACCGGUUGCUUAACAAUCCCGAGAGCGAAUCUGAGUUUAGAGCAGAUAUUGUCCUUGUGCGAUCUUACAGUUGACCAAUACCAGGAUUGUCUCCGUGUUAAUGCAAAAAAAAGUGAGGUGGUACUAAAGCGUGAUCCCAAAGAAGCUUACGUAAACGGCUAUAAUCCAACACUGCUCUUAGCGUGGGACGCAAACAUGGAUAUACAGUAUAUUCUAAACCCGUACUCUUGCAUUGCCUAUAUCUGCAGCUACAUCAGCAGGGCCGAGCACGGUUUAAGCGAAUACCUUAAGACAAUGAUUGAGAACUCAAAUCAUGAAAAUCUCAAUGAAAGUGACGAGAUGAAACAAGUGAUGCAGGCGUACUCCAAAAAAAGAGAGGUCAGUGCUCAAGAGUGCGUCGCUCGUGCAUGUAGUCUUAACAUGAAACGGUGUUCCCGCAGCGUGAUAUUUGUACAGACUGAUGACAACCCGCUGAAAAUAAGUUAUCCCAUGUCGCACCUGGAGAACAAAACACCAGACUCGGUUAAUGUGUGGAUGACCGGCUUACCUGACAAGUACAAAUCGAGACCAGAAUCGCCAGAGUUUGAGUCAAUGUGUUUGGCUGAUUUCGCUGCCACUUGUAGAAUUGUCUAUGGCAAACAGGCCCAAGGUGCAAAAGCUAUUCCCCUGCUCAAUGAAAUGGGAUUCGUUCAGAAGAGAACAAAGGAUAAGCCCGCUGUCAUCAAGUAUUACCAUGUCUCGCUGGAAAAGAAACCUGAGCAAUUUCACGGCACAUUGCUAAAGCUUUACCUGCCUUAUCGCUCAGAGACACAGCUCAAGUCCAUAAACUUCCCCACUUACAAGUCCUUCCAUGACCAUGCAGGCGUUCAGCUACCUGGUUCAGAGUACGCCGAGCUAGUGUCUGACAUUGUGAAACGAAACCGAGAGAAAUGUGAGAAACACAGGGAGGACAUCGAUAGUGCCAUCGCAGAAUACAAACAGAAUGGUUGCAUAAGAAACGAAUGGUGUAAUCUGGCUCCUGAAUGCGAACUGCAAAGGUUAGAGUGCAUUGAAGAACUUCACGCGAGACCAGCCGAUGAGGAUAACGUCCAAGAGAAUGUGCCAGACUAUAACCUUAGGUCAGAAAAUAGACCAGAAGCUGCCAUCAUGAGUGAAGCCCCUGAGAUGGAUCCGACAGUGGUGAAACAAAUGUAUCGAAGCUUAAACCAAAAGCAGGCGUCUGUUUUCUAUGCCAUCAGAGACUGGUGCAUAAAGCGUGUCUGUGGUUCAAAUGAAGAACGGUUCUUCUAUUAUAUCAAUGGCGGUGCUGGAACAGUCCCACCUCAUCAAAUGCAUCCACGCAGAAGGAUCCAAAAUAUUGUCUCGACUUCCCUGUAACGCAGAAGGAGCCGACAUUUCCAAACCUUCCGUACUCCUCGCGGCUUUCACUGGUACUGCAGCGUUCAACAUAUCGGGCGUGACAUUGCAUAGUCUCUUCAAGCUACCGAGAAAUUUAAAGCCUCCUUUCCAAGGCCUUGGCAAUAAACUAGACGAAGUCAGGGCAGAUCUUUCAAAUGCUGAGAUACUAGUCAUUGAUAAAGUAUCUAUGGUCUCAAAGUAUCUGUUUGCCUACGUAGAUAUACGAUUGAAACAAAUUAAGGGAAAUCAAAGACCUUUUGGUGGAAUGUCAGUUCUCACUGUCGGAGAUUUUUAUCAACUUCCCCCGGUCAGACAGUCGAAACCGCUGUGCGUGUACGAUCCCACUCGAAUCGACCUCUGGCGUGACCAAUUUCAGAUAAUCACAUUGACGGAGAUCCUGCGCCAGAAAGACGAUGUCGCUUUUGCCGAGACGCUAAACCGCAUCCGCGUCAAAGAGAAAGAUGAUGUAUUGUCAGGACAGGACAAAGCUUUGCUCUCACAGGCUGUCACGGCUCCAGCAUUCUGUCCAAAAGACAUACUGCAUAUUUUUGCCACAAACAAACAGGUUGAUGCCCAUAAUUCAACAACACUAGCGCUGUUUCACUCGGACAUCAUAAAGAUAGAUGCCCACGACUAUAAGAAAGAUCCCAAAACUGGAAGAAUGGCAAAACAAGCUACACCUUUUCACGGGAACAACCAAGAGCUCGCUGACUCAUUGAAACUUGCCAUUGGUGCACGCGUCAUGCUUACCAGAAACGUCAAUGUUCAGUCUGGUCUGUGCAACGGAACUUUUGCGUGUAUUGCGGAAAUAGUGAUCAGUGAUGACGGUCCACAUGUCAGUAAACUCGGUCUAGAACUGGAUGUGUCGAGAAAUCCCAACAAUGUAAGUGCAGCUGACAAUAUUGUGUACAUUGAGAGAGAAGAAGAGAAUCUGAAGCAAAGGGGAGUGGUUCGCAGACAGUUUCCUCUAAAACUUGCGUUUGCCUGUACAAUACACAAGGUUCAAGGUAUGACAAAAUCCUCAGCAGCAGUAUCGCUAAAACACAUCUUUGAACCCGGCAUGGCCUAUGUGGCUCUCAGCAGAGUAACCUCUCUCAGUGGACUACAUAUUCUCGAUUUGGAUGAGAAAAAAAAUAUGUGCCAAUCCAGAAGUUCACACAGGUCUUGCGACCAUGACAGAAGCUUCACUUCAGCACAUUAUGCCUCUAUUUCAUAUCUCGGCGACAUUAAACCGACAGGAAGUUCUCACCGUCAUCCAUCAUAACACCGAAGGACUACCGGCUCACGUCGCUGACAUCAAAAGUCAUCAUGAACUUUGUCUCGCAGACGUCCUCUGUCUAACAGAAACUCACCUGCAAGGAUCUUUUGUUUCCGAAAGUAUCCACUUGGAAGGUUACAAAUUGUUUCACCGUAAUAGGAAUGUCUUGUACACAAACUGCCCUCACAUUUCAAACAAAAAUGGUGGCGGAGUUGCUAUUUAUGUGAGAAACCACAUCCGAGUCAGUGAAAAACGCUACAUACAGAACGCUACAGAUAUCGAGUUUACGUCAUUAAACUAGAAGCCCCGUUCAUUGCGCUGAUUGCUGCCGUCUACAGGCCUCCGAGCUACAGUGUGCACUUAUUUCUAAAAAACUUGCAAAGCCUUUUAGAUUCACUCGAAGUCAUGGAUCAUCACCCAAUCAUAGUGUGCGGAGACUUCAAUGAAAAUCUGUUGUCCGGUGCAAACAAGCCGAUUUAUGAACUGUUUCGUACUAAAGGUUACGCGCAACUUAUCACCGCUGCUACCAUGGAUAAAAAUACACUGUUGGACAGCAUUUACAUCUCCCGACCACAGCGAUGUCUCCAUUCUGGUGUCCUACAAUCGUAUUACAGCUACCACAAUCCUGUUUACUGUACACUAACAUCAGAAAAUGUAUAAAUAUCAAUUAAGUGUCAAACAACAAAGCAUUGUGAAAUGCAUUGAUCGUUGCAAAUUGAUUUCAUGCGAUAAAACAGAUUAAAGUUAGCAGUUAUUCAUUUUUUCUCAAAAUAUCACUCAAACAAAAAUAUCACUCAAACAAAAAUAUGACUCAAACCAAAUAUCACUCGAAAAAUACUGAAAUAAGUUAAUGGGUGGGAUUGUCCUGUCAGCCAAGCUGCAACAUCUGCUUGGCUGAGGGAGGGAGGGAUGGAGGGACAAUCUCACCUAAAACAGUCCAGAAAAAAUUCAAACAAAUGUAAAAAUGGUUUAAAAUAAAUAUUAUAUUGUUCUGGGCGGCAAAGUUAAAAUGAUCCACACAUAGCAAACUAAAGGAAGUUGAGCUUUUAAUAUGUUCCCUUUUAAUAUCAGCCUUGAUAUCACAUAAAAUAGAAUUUUACACGUCCCAGAUUCUUACAGGGCUUCAGGAAACGCAGCUCCUGCAGCACUGCUACUUCACUGUAUUUAAAACAUUAUUUUGUCUUUGAGUUUGUCGUUAUGAGUGGCUCCCAGCUGUCCGGAGGGAGGCCCUGGAGCUCAAAAAUAUCACCAGUGGACCAGGCACCCCCCCCACACACACAAACCGUGUGCUUCGCAACAAGCCGGACAGACAACAAGCCUGACAGACAGAGAGGCUAUGGGAGGGGUUGAAGAUGGACCUGGAAUGGAUGGACCUAGUGACACUGGCGAGGCCGAGUGCAGAAGCGACAUUCAAUCAUUUUGAGAUGGACCCGAGCAUUUUGGUCUGCAUGGAGAGUUCAACUGAAGCGAAUCAGUAGCAGCUCUACUCUGCGACUCAUAUCUCAGUCUACUUUGAAAGAGUCUACUUCUUCUGCAAAUGGAGAGUUCAACACAACAAAGACACGACUGUUGCUGUCAGUCAUCCAGCUGGAGACAGGACUCACUUCCAAAGCAAAGAAAGGAUUUUCUGCAGAACUCCCGAUGCAAACCCCAAAGACAGCUAACCCCUUCAGGACCAAGAACAGGUUAACUCCAGGCAGUCACUGCCCUUUGUCACCUGGCUACUCACUGGCGAGUCACUCAUGAACCAGAGACUCCCAAAACCCUCCCACUAACCACAUACACACACACGUGUCGCAUGCUCAGCCGUCCUGGUAGGGGAUCCUCUCUUUGACUUGGCCUACCUAAAGGUUUCUCCUUUUUCCCCUAAUAAAGGGUUUUAAAGAGUUUUUCCUUUAAUGCUUGGAGAGUCUAAGGCUGAUGAUGCAAGAAUAGUCUGAUGGGACCCAAAGUUGAGCUUUGUUUUCAUGUUAGUUUUAUGCUUUGAUAUUUUCAUGAACCUAUAAGAUUGUAAUAAAAUGUAAAUGAAGUGAC
Molecule: messenger RNA, 6237 nt
Organism: Gadus morhua (Atlantic cod)
Lineage: Eukaryota; Metazoa; Chordata; Actinopteri; Gadiformes; Gadidae
Exons: 4
Coding region: 1743-2924 (393 amino acids)
Source: RefSeq, a predicted model, not a curated record